UAUGUGUACGCACACACUCAAGAUUUGUCUGUCAGCAUAUUAUUCAAUUUGGAAUGUUAAACCUUUUUUUAGUUGGAAUUUUAAUUAACAGCAAAACAACGUUGACAUAUAUAUUCGAUUUAGUUUACAAAUUUGGUAGCUGAAUUUCCUAAUUCCUUACAUAUCCAACCAGAUUACCAUAAUUCAUUUCGUACUUAUCAUUUCCCGCUGCAUCGUGCCGCCGCUUCCCACUUGUCGCCGGCUAAGCAGCCUUAAAAAAAAACAUAUAAAGAAGUUGCACACAAACAAAUAAUAAUGACUCAUAAAAUGUAAAUUGUGAUUAUUUGCUGCAAUAAAGACAGAUGUUUAAGGCUGAAUAUGUAUUUAAGUUUCUAUUAUGUGGUGUUACACAUCUGAUCAUUUAUAUGAUCAGAUCGACGUGGUUCGACCUACGUGUUGGGUAGCAGUAUUCUAUCUGAAAUUCAAAUUGUUUAAGCCUCCAUACAGCGUUCAUCGUUUCACUUCGCUCCGCGUAAGUAUAAUAGGGCUAUCCAUCUCGUGGCGAAACAAGUCCUCUCAUCGUUGGAUCGCCGGUUGGUUGACCAUCGGCCCUUCCUUGAUUCUACUUUAUAAUUUUGACAUGCAAAGGUCCCCUUAUUAUUAUUAGUGUUGUGGUAUAUGAUCCACGAUUGAAUCUCUCCCAACAACUCGAGUUAUUGGAAUCAACUGGUUCUUGACAUGGUAUCAGAGUCUAGAACCGAAAGGUAAUGUGUUCUAAUCUCCACGACCCCCAAUAUUAAUCAUUUUCUUUAAAGCAUAUGGUAUGGUGGGCUUGUGCAAACUUCAAACCCAUGAGUUGGCUUUCGUUUGAGGGGGCGUGUUAGUGUUGUGGUAUAUGAUCCACGAUUGAACCUCUCCCAACAACUCGAGUUAUUGGGAUCAACUGGUUCUUGACAAUUAUGUCAUAUUUGUUGUUAUUCCCUCUUGAGAUAUCUUUGAAAAAAAAUCUGAAUAAUUCUAAUAACAAAUAAACGAUAUAUUUAAAUAAAUUAUUAUUAUUAUUAUAAUUAAAAAAAUUACUCGUAAUCCAUUGUUUAAUAGCUAGAUUAUCUAUAUUGUUGGGUUCCACACCAAUUUAUUAUUCUUCGUGAAUAAUCAACUGAUGGAUGGUGAAGUUACCAGUUACGAACUUACGAUGCACCCCUUUUGGACUCCUUUGGAUUGGAGGGCUGACGUAGUGAAGGCUUAUUUGCAGGGUUAGGCACAACUGGGGCAAAAUCUUUUAAAAAUUUGUCUUUCAUAUAUAAUAUAAUAAACAAAAAUCCUCAACCCAAAAUAACUCUACUUACAUCAACAAACAUUUUGUAAUAUGAUUGAGGGGGAAAUGUCUACUGGUGUAUGACAUGGAACAACAAUCCUAUCCAUGUAUAUAUAAGGCAAGAAAUCAAGAAGAAGCAAAAUUGAUUAAUUGGUUGCUCAAAAUUGACUUUGAUUUCUUUACUUGCUCUGUAUAAAUACAGCAUUCACACAGACUCUCCGCCGCAUCCCAUUCUCCAUUCGACUUUCCCCCUCCCUUUUGAUCUCUUGGGUUUUGAUCAGAACAAACGAGGGAACCAUGAAUGCAUUAGCAGCAACCAACAGAAACUUCAAGCUAGCAGCUAGGCUGCUGGGUCUCGACUCCAAGCUCGAGAAGAGCUUGCUCAUCCCUUUCAGAGAAAUCAAGGUUGAGUGCACAAUACCAAAGGAUGAUGGAAGUUUGGCAUCAUUUGUUGGGUUCAGGAUUCAGCAUGACAAUGCCAGAGGCCCCAUGAAGGGAGGAAUCAGAUAUCAUCCCGAGGUUGAUCCUGAUGAAGUGAAUGCACUAGCACAGCUCAUGACUUGGAAAACAGCAGUGGCAAACAUCCCAUAUGGUGGUGCAAAAGGGGGGAUUGGAUGCAAUCCAGGAGACCUGAGCAUUUCAGAACUUGAAAGGCUGACUAGGGUUUUCACUCAAAAGAUUCAUGAUUUGAUUGGAAUUCACAUUGAUGUCCCUGCCCCUGAUAUGGGCACUGGCCCUCAGACCAUGGCUUGGAUUCUCGAUGAGUACUCAAAAUUCCAUGGCCACUCACCUGCUGUGGUCACAGGAAAGCCCAUUGAUCUUGGUGGGUCACUUGGGAGAGAUGCUGCAACUGGGAGAGGAGUGCUGUUUGCAGCAGAAGCCUUGCUGAAUGAGCACGGGAAGACUGUUUCUGGACAGCGAUUCGCCAUACAGGGUUUUGGUAAUGUGGGUUCCUGGGCUGCCCAACUGAUUCACGAGCAAGGUGGGAAGGUUGUUGCAGUGAGUGACAUCACUGGGGCUAUCAAGAAUAGCAAAGGAAUUGAUGUACCAAGUCUCCUGAAACAUGUGAAGGAACAUAAGGGUGUGACAGGUUUCCAUGGAGCUGAUGCCAUUGAUCCGCAAUCAGUAUUAGUUGAGGACUGUGACAUACUAAUCCCAGCUGCCCUUGGAGGUGUCAUCAACAGGGAUAAUGCCAACGAUAUCAAAGCCAAAUUCAUUGUUGAAGCUGCUAAUCAUCCAACUGAUCCAGAAGCUGAUGAGAUUCUGUCAAAGAAAGGUGUUGUGAUUCUUCCAGAUAUUUAUGCAAACUCAGGUGGCGUUACUGUUAGUUACUUUGAGUGGGUGCAGAACAUUCAAGGAUUCAUGUGGGAGGAAGAGAAAGUUAAUAAUGUACUAAAGACUUACAUGACCAAAGGGUUCAAAGAUGUGAAAGAGAUGUGCAAAACCCAUAAUUGCGAUCUCAGGAUGGGCGCCUUCACCCUGGGAGUUAACCGUGUUGCUCGAGCUACUGUUCUUCGAGGAUGGGAAGCUUGAGAGAUGAGAUUCUGAUGAUGAUGAUCACUAAUUUGGAAUAAGGUUUUGGAAGGCUUCAGCUGCAGCCCCUGGCCAUUUUUUUAAUUUAUUCUGCAGUAAUUUAUCAUAACCAAGUUGUUUUUCUUUGCUAUAUGUAGUCGGUCAUACUUUUCAUUGAGUGAUUUGUGAUUUCGAUUCCCUAAUGUAUCCAAGUUACAUUGUAGGUUUAGUUUAGAGAACAUGAGUGGUACCCAUACCACAAAGCCAGCCAUCUGCAUAUUUUCAUUAGUUGUGAUUUAUGAAUUCUGCCAUCAUAUUUGUGCGCAGAUGGGAGCGAUUCUUACUGCAAUAAUAAACUUGGUUUUCAACUUCCUAUUCACUACAAGAUCUCUUCAGUUCUAGCUUAAACUUCGUUUUCAAUUUUCUAUCCAUUAUGUCUAUAGUAUAUAGUUUCAGCCAAGUUAAUAAAUUAAUGUACAAAGG
This is a messenger RNA of Linum trigynum, 3292 nucleotides long. The record is from the annotation of a GenBank genome assembly. NCBI's taxonomy places the organism in Eukaryota, Viridiplantae, Streptophyta, Magnoliopsida, Malpighiales, Linaceae.